Messenger RNA from Cuculus canorus (common cuckoo), 6282 nucleotides. RefSeq names its product alpha-1,6-mannosylglycoprotein 6-beta-N-acetylglucosaminyltransferase (gene MGAT5). The coding region runs from base 306 to 2531 and encodes 741 amino acids. The transcript has 17 exons. Gene Ontology annotation, cellular component: Golgi apparatus. Gene Ontology annotation, biological process: protein N-linked glycosylation. Gene Ontology annotation, molecular function: alpha-1,6-mannosylglycoprotein 6-beta-N-acetylglucosaminyltransferase activity. The record is from RefSeq and is a predicted model, not a curated record. Lineage: Eukaryota; Metazoa; Chordata; Aves; Cuculiformes; Cuculidae.
UAGAGACGCUCCCCGGCGCGCGCCCUCCCGCCACCGCCGCGAGGCCACGCCCCUCCCCCCGAGUGGCGCGCCGGCCGCUCCCCCGCCCGCGCCGGCCUCCGCCGAGCGCCAUGGGCGAUGCUGCUCCCGGCGCGGGGCGGGCGGCGCCGGGCGAGAAUGGAAUUGAAAUACGGAUAUGCGUUGACUAAGGAGCUGGAAUAAGACGGAAUCCUGCUCUGUGAUAUUUAUAUACCUGGACCAUGAACUUGCUGUUUGGCUUCAUGCUUUAGGAACUGUCAUAGUAACUGUGUGAACUGUUGAGAACCAUGGCAUUCUCUCCAUGGAAGCUGUCCUCUCAGAAACUCGGCUUUUUUCUGGUGACUUUUGGUUUCAUCUGGGGAAUGAUGCUUCUGCAUUUUACUAUACAGCAGCAAACGCAACAUGAAAGCAGUACAGUCCUGCGUGAGCAAAUUUUGGACCUUAGCAAAAGGUACAUCAAAGCCUUAGCUGAAGAAAAUAAAAAUGUGGUUGAUGGGCCUUACGUUGGGACAGUGACAGCAUACGAUUUGAAGAAGACACUUGCUGUCUUGUUGGAUAAUAUCUUGCAGCGCAUUGGGAAGCUAGAGUCCAAGGUGGAAAAUCUUGUACUUAACGGAACAGGGGCAAACUCUACCAACAAUACUACCACUCCUGCUCCCAGCUUAGGAGCAGCUGAAAAGCUUAAUGUAGCAGAUCUCAUAAAUGGAGCCCAAGAGCAGUGUGAAUUGCCUCCUAUGGAUGGUUUUCCUCACUGUGAAGGGAAAAUAAAGUGGAUGAAAGAUAUGUGGCGAUCGGAUCCCUGUUACGCAAGUUACGGUGUAGAUGGGUCCACGUGCUCCUUUUUUAUUUACCUCAGUGAGGUUGAAAAUUGGUGUCCUCGUUUACCUUGGAGAGCAAAACAUCCCAAUGAAGAAACCGAUCAGAAAUCAGUGGCUGAAAUUCGUAUCAACUUUGAUAAUCUCUACAAAAUGAUGUCAAGGCAUGAGGAAUUCAGGUGGAUGAUGUUGCGCAUCAGACGAAUGGCUAAUAUCUGGAUUGAAGCAAUUAAAUCACUUGCAGAAAAACAGAAUUUGGAGAAGAGAAAACGGAAAAAGAUUCUUGUUCAUCUGGGGCUUUUGACAAAAGAAUCUGGAUUCAAGAUUGCAGAAAAUGCGUUUAGCGGUGGCCCACUUGGUGAAUUAGUCCAGUGGAGUGAUUUAAUUACAUCUCUCUACUUACUGGGCCAUGACAUCAGGAUUUCAGCUUCACUGGCAGAGCUCAAGGAGAUUAUGAAGAAGGUUGUGGGUAACAGAUCUGGCUGCCCCACCCAAGGAGAUAAAGUUGUAGAACUCAUUUACAUUGAUAUCGUGGGACUCACCCAGUUUAAGAAAACCCUUGGUCCGUCGUGGGUACAUUACCAGUGUAUGCUGAGAGUCCUGGAUUCCUUUGGAACUGAACCAGAGUUUAACCAUGCCCACUAUGCCCAGUCUAAAGGCCACAAGACACCAUGGGGAAAAUGGAACCUUAAUCCACAGCAAUUUUAUACAAUGUUCCCUCACACUCCGGAUAACAGCUUCCUUGGAUUUGUGGUAGAGCAGCAUCUGAAUUCCAGUGAUAUUAAACACAUUAACGACAUCAAAAGGCAGAAUCAAUCUCUUGUUUAUGGCAAAGUGGAUAAUUUUUGGAAGGAUAAGAAGGCUUAUCUGGACGUCAUCCACAACUAUAUGGAAGUCCAUGGAACUGUUCAUGGGACAAGCACCAUGUAUAUUCCCGGCUACGUGAAAAACCAUGGUAUACUCAGUGGGCGGGAUUUGCAGUUUCUACUGAGAGAAACCAAACUGUUCGUUGGUCUUGGAUUUCCAUAUGAAGGGCCGGCUCCUUUAGAGGCUAUUGCUAACGGAUGUGCUUUUCUAAAUUUAAGAUUUAACCCACCAAAAAGUAGCAAAAACACAGAAUUUUUCAAAGGCAAACCUACACUCCGAGAGCUGACAUCUCAGCAUCCUUAUGCUGAAGUUUACAUUGGGAAGCCCCAUGUCUGGACUGUAGAUAUCAAUGAUCUUUCUGAAGUUGAGAAGGCUGUGAAAUCAAUUUUGAAUCAAAAGAUUGACCCUUACUUGCCCUAUGAAUUUACAUGUGAGGGAAUGCUCCAGAGGAUGAAUGCCUUUAUUGAAAGACAGGAUUUCUGCCACGGGCAGGUGAUGUGGCCCCCAUUAAGUGCCCUUCAAGUAAAAAUUGCUGAACCUGGGAAAUCCUGUAAACAAGUUUGUCAGGAAAGCCAGCUCAUCUGUGAGCCUUCCUUCUUCCAGCAUCUCAACAAGGACAAAGCUCUGCUUAGGCAUAAUAUCGAAUGUCUCACCAUGGAGUCUGCAAACGAUAUUCUGGUCCCCUCUUUUGAUGCAAGAAGGAAGCACUGUGUUUUCCAAGGUGACCUCUUAUUGUUCAGCUGUGCCGGCUCCCACCCAACCCACAGAAGAAUCUGCCCCUGCAGAGACUAUAUUAAGGGGCAGGUUGCGCUUUGUAAAGACUGCCUAUAGCAGCAGCAGAGCUACUUUUGAGUUGAGGACAAAUGUAAGUAGUUUUGAGAGGAGCUACUUGUUACUUCCUGCACUUUUGUCCAGGUUUUUCGCUGCAGGCAGAGCUGUCAUUGCUGGGCAGAAUUAUCUACUGAGACAGGAGGGAUUCAUAACAAACAGCUAACUGAUCUUUUAUUCCUAUAAGAACAUUUGCAGUGUAACUCUUCAGAUUCCUUCAUCUGUCUGCGAAGAGAAAGGAGUUUCAUGUUCUACAGUGCUUUGAAGAUGACCGCACAGAAUAGUUUGUAGAAAAUUCCCAGACCCAUCAAUCUUCUGGUUUUUGUUGUUUGGGUGAAGUGUUUUCUAUUUUUUUAACAGUUAGGACACUCCCCAUCAUGGUGAGCUAAAGGAUCUCAACUUCAUUCCAGUAGAACACUGAAAAAAGUGUGCUUGAGGGAGGGGGGUUCCGGGGAGGGAGGACUAAUGUUUUUCUCUAGGUGCACUGUUUUGGGUACUGCUUUAGCUUGAAUAGCUAUAAAGUGGUUUACUUCACAAGAACUCGGAAUCACCAGAUAGGUCUGUACCCUGUUAUUGAGUUAUCUGGGCCCGGUUCUUUGGGGUUUUUUGGGUUUUUUUAAAUCUUUGUAUACAACAAGGUAUUAUCUGCACCGCGGCUGCCGCGUCAGGGCAAUCCGCACAGCGAGUGUCGUGAGGGAGCAAACAGGCAGGUGCCAGCGCGACAUAUCUUGGUCACUUGACAGUUGACGUGGAUUGUUGCAUUCUUCAGUAUGGAAAAGCUACAAGAACAUACUGCCAUUUUUGGAAUGGACUUGUCACAGUUUACUGGUCCCAUAUAGAGAGUAAUCCUUGGAGUGUGCCCAUGCUUCUGUUGUAGUCUGUAUACUAGAGAUACUGUGUGAAGCAAAAAGUAUUCAGCAUCAUUGGAGCAAUAUUAUCAUUAGAGCCUCAGUUUGCUACGGCUUCCAGUAGUUAAAGUGUUGCUGAAUGACAUAGAGAGGUUAAACUAAGAUAACUAUAAUUAUUGUACGGUAGAAAUGUAAAAUGUCUUCAUAAAUUGCUAGGUUUUUAAAGAGAAUUUUUUUUUCUAAAGAACAAGUAAGAGGAGACAAACAACUGCUAAGAAAAGCAUUGAUCAGUCUCGUGGGUUCUUUGGUUUCGUGUUUGGGGAGGUGGGGUGUUCUUUUUUUGUUGGUUCUUAGCAGGCAGACCAGUUACAGAUUUAGAAUAAAACUAUUCAAGAGUUUGGAAUCCAAAUCAAACUUCAUUUUUUCAGAGCAGCAAGUUAAAUCUUCUAAACCACCUUCUUAUUCUAGAGGUAAUUUUUGUUAUUUUCAGCAGAAGGUGGCAUGCUUGACAGCACCGUUUGUAGUCAGGGAACGCUAUACCAAGAGUAGCGAGAAACAAAUCUGCAGUGAAUUUUGAAAGCAGUCCUAGUCUCCAGGUUCACAGUUUGGAUGUGCUCUGACUGGACUGACUAAAGCAUCAAAUCGACGCGAAGGGUUUUUUCAUAAAGAAUAACAAACAUCACCAGGGAAUAAGGAAAAGCAUAGCGAGUUUAAAUUUUCCUUUCUUGGACAUAGCUGGUUGGUUCCAAUUUUUCUUGUAACUGGCAUUCAUUACCUGUGUGUGAAUAUCGAUGUCUCUCUCGAGCUACCAAAGACCAAGCAAGGGAAAUGCUGUUUCGUUGUGGAUAAAUUCUCCAGACCAGAGAACAGAACAGAAUACAUUUAGAGUUUCAACUUAAAAGCAAUGAAUUAGCUUUUUCGAGUUUUCCUUUCCUGCCUCAGCACUCCUGACAGUGUUAUCCUGUAACAUUCCAUAACAUCGCUGUGGACUACAAAGGAUCUUUGUCCUGAGAGAUUGUGGAGUAUCCAAAAAGGAUAUUUGAAAGCUGUUGAACAGCCGGGUCACCGGUAACUGGGUUGUGAUGAUGAUGAUGAUAAAAUCUGCUGAAUUUUAGAGUAAUUUUGCAGAAGGAGUACAGCUGGAUUCUGUAAAAGGAGGCAACCUUUCUGUAUGAAAAGAAAACAAACACAAACUAGUACAAAAAUCCUUACUGUUACCAUAGCUCAGUAUUUGCUUCAGUCAGCACAAAUGUCGUUUGCAAUAGUUUUAAUACCCUGGAAGAGCUGGGGGAGGAGGCUUGGAAAUGGCUCUGAGCAGGCACAGCAAUUCCUUUUGUAUUUAUAGAAAAUAUUCCCCCCCAUACCUGUGUAUAUUUGUGCGGCUGGAAACUCCUGCCUAUGGAAGCAUAAGGACUGCCCGGUGCUGCAAGUAAAGGCAACAGCAGAGCUUGUCUUUACCAGCUCAGCCGGAGGUUCUGCAGGAAUUUUGUUGGGAAUGAGGUAUCACAGAACUACGUCGGAAACAAAGAUUUGUAUUUGUGCACUUAAAAACCGCAAAACACAUAGGUUUUGCUGUAGUUUAAUUCUUUGCUGUAAAUACAUCUUUGCUUGUUUCCCCCCACUGUAUAGCCCACAUAGCAUACGGCGUUUUAUUUUCCCUCUAAGCCUUUAAAGAUGGGAGAGGUUUGGGAUUUGUUAUUGCAAGAUUUUCUGGUCUAGUGCUUUGCUCAAUGCUAAGUUUGCCUUUACCGCAGCAGGGAGAGUCUGUUAAAAGCUCUGGUUAUUUCAUGCUGGAACACUGUUUCUUAGUCUACUGAACUGAAUUACUGCGUACCGGCAAAAAUGGAACGGCAAACAGCAACACCACUUGCAUUUCAGCCAGGGACCAAACAUCUGAAUCGGCCUUAGCAUCAGUUGAGGCCGAUCCUAUUCCCACUGAAAUCUGUAUCUCUGAUUAAUGAGAAGCCUCAUUAAUCCUAGAGAAAAAAUAAUCAAUAUAAUUCCAUAGGCCUCUUUAUUUUAAACUCCCUAUUCAGAAGAAAUACCGCUUUUAUGAAAUACAGCUUGAGUCUCGGUUUCUGUGCGAGCGGACUGUCCUAUCGGAACUGAAAGUGCAUCAACUUUCCUUGCUCGCAAACCCCGAUCCGGCCCUCCCUGUCUCACCGCAGGGUUUGUUGAUGCCGUGAUAAAUCAGCACGUCCUUCCGUAGCUGAGCACUGGGACAGAUCCAUGUGGGGCUAUGUAAAAGUCUGAAUGAUUUACUAAAAUCUAUAAUAUAUACCUACAUUUCAGGAUAGAGGGUGGCCUUCCGUCCAAGUUCCAUAACUGUUUUCCUUCCUAAUUAAGGCAUAAAGGUGUACUCCAGUUAUUGCACUUAAACAAAGGUAUUUGAGUUGGGACUGCGCUACUGGUUUUUGGUCUGACAGUAAAGUUUGCAGCUUCCUUUACUCAGAAAUCAGGUUUUUUUGCAUGACUUGCAUUUGAAUAUAUUGAUCCGCAAUUGAUGGGCAAAAAUGUCAAAAGUUGAAUAUAAAAACACUUGACAAGCUUUUAAACAUAUCUCUCAUAUCAAGACAUUCUUUGUUUUAAAAUUUUGUAUUUUUGUAUGUGACCUAGUUUUUUUUCAAAAAUCUUGUUCCUACGAGAUUAGAGAACUUGAGAGAAGCAGUUACGUAUUUAUUAAAAUUAACAUGAAAGGCUUGCCUUUGAAAGGUAAAGUUGGUAAAUACACACUGUUUGAAAAUGCCAAUAAAAACCUCAUUUAUUUCAUAUAUGCAAGUUGAUUUGCACAUGUAUAAAUAGAGUUGCUGUUUGCAUUUUUUGCUUAGUUUCUAUGUUUCUUUUUGUAAUUUAUAGUUGCAGCUGCGUGUUUGCUUGUUUAUAUCAGAUUGUUUCUCCUACAAAUA